Molecule: messenger RNA, 1218 nt
Organism: Daucus carota subsp. sativus
Lineage: Eukaryota; Viridiplantae; Streptophyta; Magnoliopsida; Apiales; Apiaceae
Exons: 1
Coding region: 128-1129 (333 amino acids)
Molecular function (GO): polysaccharide binding
Source: RefSeq, a predicted model, not a curated record
AACUAGCAAUCUCCCAGCAACUAAAGUCCCACGAGCAGUAAAAUGUAAGAACACUUCCUGUAUUCUGUAGAAACUUUUCAAGAGGACACUUUUCACAAUAUUCCCCAGACCUCACUUUUAUUCCACAAUGACAAUGCCAACUAAGUUGGCUAGUCUAGUAUCACAUCACUAUAUAUACCCUAUAUUCUUCACAUCUCUUCUUCUGUCCCAAUCUCUUCCCUCUGUAGCCAUAGACAUGAAGCUGCUAAAUCCUUCCAGCAUCAUCCGAUACUUUUCCGUCUCACUUAUCUUCCUCCCUUCUUUCAUUUCAUCCCAGACCUGCCAAAAAACAUGUGGUACUCAACCUGUGAGAUACCCUUUUGGCACUGGCCUAGGAUGUGGAGAUCCACACUUCCAAACAUAUGUAAACUGCAACAAUGAUCAACUCACUUUCAUCUCGAAAACUGGCUGCUACCCCAUUACCUCCAUAGACUAUGAUAACCAAGUUUUGUAUAUUACUGAUCCCUCCAUGUCAACUUGUUCCUGCACACAGCAAAGCAAGGGCUUUAGCCUAGACUGGAACGCUCCAUUUAGCUUCCACGACGACACUGUUUUUGCUUUACUCGACUGCUCAAUAUCUUCUUCACCUAUAUACAAAUCCAUCAAUGGUGAAAAGAACUCAUCACUUCCACUAUGUGAUUAUCAGGGAACAUCUGUCUGUGAUCAUCUUUCCUCUUGCCAAGCUAUCAGCAGGCUCGACAUUCCAAUCUCUACGUGCUGUGUUUACACACCUGUAGACCUUGGGCCAGCAUUUGACAUGAACUUGGAGAAACUGCAGUGCAAUUCUUACUCUGGUUUAUAUGGAUUUUUAGGCCAAGAAAACAACCCGGAGAACUGGAAAUAUGGGGUGGCACUCAAGUAUAAGUUCAAUUUUAACAAUAAAUAUCCAACAGACUGUGAUCAGUGUGAGAAGAGCAGUGGAGUUUGUGGCUACACUGAACCAUCUAACUUAUUUUCGUGUAAUUGUCCUAGUGGUUUCAACACAACAAUAGAUUGUUUCGAGGGAGAAUCUUGGAGCAGUGCUUUCAGACUCCUACCAUUGCAGAUUAUCACUUUCUUGGCAUGUUUUGUUGGAUCAAGAUUGUUGUAGAUUGCGCUAAAGUGUCUAGGGCAUUCACUUUCCAUUGUAUGUUUUCUGUUCUGAGAUUUCUGCAUAUUGAAUCGAAAAUCCUUCAUGCA